This is a messenger RNA of Didymodactylos carnosus, 381 nucleotides long. The record is from the annotation of a GenBank genome assembly. Lineage: Eukaryota; Metazoa; Rotifera; Eurotatoria; Philodinida; Philodinidae.
AUGAAAAAGAACCACUUACCAUGGAACUAUACCAUGGAAUGGGAUGUACCAUCAGAAAGUCUUUAUUCAAUUCUCAAUUGUGCAUUACGAGAUGCUGAUCGACAAAACUUGCGACCAUGGUACCGUUAUCUCAAAUUAUUUCUUACUGCUUUGUAUAAACUUCCAUCCAUUCCACAUCAAACGGUUUGGCGUGGUGUCAGAGAAGAUUUAAGUGAUGAAUAUUGUGUAGGUGAUGAACGAGCAUGGUGGGCACUGAGUUCGUGUACAACAUCAUUGAAAGUUCUAGAAUCUUCAAUAUAUUGCGGCAAGAGCGAUACACGUACAUUAUUCUCAAUCGAAUCAUUUCCUGGCAAAAUUCAGCUGAAAACGAACUUGUGCUAA